GCUAAAUUUUUUGUUAACCGUUGUGCGUGCAGCUAGCGGUGAGUGCGGGGAGCUACAGAGCUAGAAGAAGGCUAGAAGAAAGUGAAUCUAAGCGGGAGUGUGGAUCAAUGGAUUCGGAGCCGUCUAGUCCGUCACCUCCCGACGUGGUAGCCGAGGACGAGGGGCAUCUAGAGAGGACGGACGCGGGAAAGACGCUUGACUGCGUCGGCGACGAUGUCGUGCAGCGGUUUACGGCCGCCCAAGUUGAAAUCCAACAGCUGAAAGACAAGAUCAGUUUCCAGAGCAGAGAAAACUUCAGAAAGGAAAAGGACCUUCGCUACCUGGACUCCAAAAUAGCCCUCCUCAUUGGACACAAGAUAUCUGCCGCCGAAGUUGAACUGAGAGUUUUUGAUGACCACGCAGCAACUACCACAGGGUCUCACGAUUUGCCAAGUACAGAAGUGGAAUUGUAUGGCUACCUGUUCUUCAGUCUUCAGACCUCGCCACACUACAUCGCCUCCCUUACCAGACAAGUCACCCUCAAGGAAAUCGAUGGGCUACUCCAGAUAGUAAUGUUCACACUCUAUGGAAACCAAUAUGAGAACAGAGAAGAGCUUCUUCUACUCUCUAUGUUUGAGCACUCCCUGACAUAUGAAGUGCAGGAGGCGACGGAAGCCAACAGUCUCAUGAGAGCCAACACUGCCAUCACCAGAAUGAUGACCACCUACUGCAGACGUGGACCGGGACAAGAAUAUGUGAAGUCUGCUCUCGGAGAGGUGGUCCAGAACAUACUCAGCUACGACAAAUCUCUGGAAAUAGACCCUCUGAAGAUAUUCCACGAGAUGAUGGAAAGGAAUCAAGUGAGGCGGCCGUCCGAACCAAAAGCAAUCUUGGAAGCGGCUCAAAACCAUCCGACAGUUCACGAGUACAUCCAAUCCCGCGUCCCCAUUCUCCAAGAGUUCAUUCUCCAGAUCCUGCAGAGACUGCGGGACACACUUCGGAUGUCCCGUACGGCAUCCGGUGGCUGUGCAAGGCCAUUCGGGCGCUGGUCCAGGAGAAGUUUCCUGACGUGUCUCCAGAGAGGAUAAACUCUCUCAUUGGAGGAUUCUUUCUCCUUCGCUACAUAAAUCCUAUCAUUGUUGCCCCUCACAAUUACCGACUUGUUUCAACACCUCCGUCGCGGAUCUCCAGAAGAAACCUGACACUGAUUGCAAAACUGAUUCAGAAGCUAGCCAACACGUCGAGCGUCCGUGAAGACUACAUGAUGCCUCUGGAGCCCUUUGUAAAGUUACACAACGAGGCACUAAAGUCCUUCCUCAAUGAUCUAUGUGAUGUCAAUGAAUUCCAUGAGGCUCUGCAGUUGGAGGAGUACAUUGCUCUGUGUCGGAAGGAGAUACGCAUCGACAUCAGCGUCAACGAAAUUGCACUUGUUCACACACUACUCCUAAAGUACAGAGAAAACAUUGUUAGAACAGAGGGAGACGAGGUUGUGACGUAUCUCAGAGAUCUCCCCGAACCAACGGAAGAGAUGAGCUCAAACCAAACCCACGUGAAGAUGGCACUCUUGCAACACUCGCGAGAGAACCUGGGUAUGCCUGCACAGUCUCCUCGCGGCGUGUCCCUGGACGUGUAUGACGAGCUAGCCACUACCAAAAGACAGUGCAGACACCUUCUAAAGAGACUCUUUAGAGUAACUCCCCACUGUCUGGAUCGUCCCAGUCUCCAAGAGGCCCUGAAACAAGCAGAGGAAGUGCCACUGCGAGACGUUCCGGCAGACGCAAGACUUGCCAGCGAGCACGUGGCCACACUGCAGAGUUUGGGAGGACCUUCAAUGGUCGUAGAGCUCUAUGCUGAGCUCAGAACGACAUUCCAAGACCGGGAGCGGCUCCUUCAAGAAGCAGAAUUUCAGCUGAGAAGCCUGCGUGGAGUUUACGAGACAAUGAUUGAACAUACAGACACUCUAAUGGAGCAGCUAGACGCAUACAGAGAGUAUCUCGAUGCAGUGAGAGCUAAAGUUGGCCAGUCGCAUACGAACAGCAUGUACCUGUUCAGAAAGCCACGUGGAUCUCACAGGUUCACGCACACGCAACUGGAGAAGGACGGAGUUAUCAUUGAGACCAGAGGAAUACCGCAGUCAAAGAGAGGCUCCAUAAACUACACUCUGCAGUGCACCGGCCCUGGUGUGUUCACAAUAGCCAUAUCAUACAAAGGUACGUUCGUCCGUCGACCCACACCUUUCCCAUAUUGGCCCAUACAUCUGUGCUACAUAUGGAAGGUGGGCACUUUAUCCCUUUUCUCCACUUUUAGAACUACGUGCAUUAACAUACACGCAUAUCAUGAGUGCCUCAUGCUACGUGAUUUACAGCCUUAAUUUGUGUACGUAAACGUAUGGUUGCCGACAGCUGUCGGCUUGGAAACCUGGGAUGCAAGAACUGCGUGAUUACCUCCACAAAGGAGGCUGGUUUUGUGUUUGAACACCAGAAAUCAUGCCUUUUCGGGUGCAAACCAGCCCCGACAACACAAUUGCUAAAACAAGGAAGCCGUCCUCGAGUUUGUGUGUGCGUUUGUGGAAGGGAAUUGGUGUUGUGAUGUAUCAAUGGCUUUUUUGCACCGAGUGUGAGGCUGCAUAUUUCUGAAAUUAGCGCUGAAAAGCCACUAACUGGCGAUGAAAAGUUACGAAUUAGUCUCGCAUUCAACUUAGCUCUAUCACCUCUCUCAGAACUGGGAUGAUUACACGGUCAAGCCGCACAAAGAUAAAUUUUUAAGUUUACACUUGUUUGUUCGGGCC
Geodia barretti is the source of this 2767-nucleotide messenger RNA. NCBI's taxonomy places the organism in Eukaryota, Metazoa, Porifera, Demospongiae, Tetractinellida, Geodiidae. The record is from the annotation of a GenBank genome assembly.